Schistosoma margrebowiei is the source of this 2064-nucleotide messenger RNA. The record is from the annotation of a GenBank genome assembly. NCBI's taxonomy places the organism in Eukaryota, Metazoa, Platyhelminthes, Trematoda, Strigeidida, Schistosomatidae.
GAUUUCUUUAACCUUGGUUGCAGUUUGUGGUGGUUUCAAAUCAUCGCGUGGUUUAUUGUUAAUGGCAUCUAUAUCUCUUCUAAACCCGAAAGCAGAGUUCGCGAAGGCUCAGCAUGCAUUUAGUAUCAAUUUGGCCGCUGCAAGAGGACUCUACGACGUUUUGAAAACCAAUCUUGGCCCUAAGGGGACCAUGAAAAUGCUUGUUUCAGGUGCAGGUGAUAUCAAGAUUACCAAAGACGGUAAUGUUCUUCUUCAUGAAAUGCAAAUACAACAUCCUACUGCAAGUUUGAUCGCGCGUGUAGCGACCGCUCAAGAUGAUAUGACAGGUGAUGGGACAACUUCAAAUGUCCUUCUGAUCGCUGAAUUACUUAAGCAGGCAGAUGUUCAUACUUCUGAAGGACUUCACCCGCGUUUGAUCACAGAAGGUUUCGAUAUUGCCGCAAACAAAUGUUUGGAUAUACUAUCCAAGUGUCGAAUCGAUUGCCCGUCAGAAAUGCCAGAUAGGAGCACACUCAUAUCCGUUGCGGCGACAUCACUCAAUACAAAAGUCCAUUCUGAUUUGGCUAACCUCCUAACUGAGCAUGUUGUAGAUGCAGUAUUAUCAAUUCGGCGACCAAACGAACCUUUAGACUUGCAUCGGGUUGAGCUGAUGCAAAUGCAACACAGAACCGAUAUGGAUACAACACUUGUAAAAGGGCUAGUAUUAGAUCAUGGGGGUAGACACCCAGACAUGCCUAAGCGUGUAACUAAUGCAUUUAUUUUGACUUGUAACGUCUCCUUCGAAUACGAAAAAACUGAGGUGAAUUCCGGAUUCUUUUAUAAGACAGCAGAAGAAAGAGCAGCUCUUGUAAAAUCUGAACGGGAGUUUAUUGACUCGAGAGUUCAGAAAGUGAUCGCUCUGAAAAGAAAAGUAUGUGGUGAGGAUAGUGGUGGUGACAAACCUGGAUUCGUAAUAAUCAAUCAAAAGGGAAUUGAUCCAUUUUCGUUAGACGCCUUCGCUCGAGAGGGAAUACUUGCUCUACGUCGUGCUAAGAAACGUAAUAUGGAAAGAGUAACUCUUGCAUGUGGUGGAUAUGCGCUAAACUCAGUCGACGAAAUGACACCUGAUUGUCUUGGACAUGCCGGCCUGGUUUAUGAAUUUGUUUUGGGCGAAGAGAAAUAUACAUUUAUUGAAGAAUGCAAAAGUCCACAAUCAGUAACUUUGUUGAUGCGUGGUCCUAAUAAACAUACACUCAACCAAAUCAAAGAUGCGGUUAAUGACGGGCUGCGUGCUAUAAAGAACACAUUAGAAGAUGGUAAGCAAGUAUUUACAUUAGUUUCUGUUUAUUUAUGAAUACAUGCAAUACUCGGCAUUUUGAAAUUUUCACGUCAAGUGGUAAAUCGUGCCCCCUGAAAUCUGAUUCAGCACCGCACAAAAUCUUACUAAUGUGUCUCUCUAUUCGUGACUUCCAUUGCAGUACAUUUAUUUUAUUGAUUUAUGUUCUAUAAAGUGCGGCUGUCAUGAUUUAUAUGUGUUUACUAUCAGAGUGCGUUAUUCCAGGAGCAGGAGCUUUUGAAUUAGUCGCUUAUCGCGAGCUAUGCAAAUUUGCACAGUCUGUUAAGGGUCGUGCUCGUCUCGGUGUUCAAGCAUUUGCAGAUGCAUUGCUUGUUAUUCCCAAAGUCUUAGCCAGGAAUGCCGGUCACGAUGCUCAGGAAACAAUGGUAAAAUUGCUUGAAGAAGCGACUAAGGUGGAUAAUCGCUGCAACAAUAUUAUCCCUACACAGCUUGUAGGAAUUGAUCUUACUACAGGGGAAGCGAUGAUCCCUGCUCAAGUUGGGGUUUAUGACAACUUUAUUGUGAAAAAGCAAAUAAUUAAUUCCUGUUCUGUUAUUGCUUCCAACAUAUUGCUUGUUGACGAGAUAAUGCGAGCCGGAAUGAGUUCUCUCAAAGGUUAAAUUCUUGCGUUUGUGAAUUUAUUAAAUAUAUUUGUUUAUGUUGUCCUUAAACCAAUUAUCAAUUUUUAAUUUGUCUUUUUCUGCAAAAUUGUACGACUCGUCUGUUAACAAUAUCAGCCUUAAAAACAA